AUGGGUAAGGGGGUGAGACAAGGCUGCAUCUUGUCCCCAUAUUUGUUAUAUGCAGAAAGUAUCAUGCGUGAAGCUGGCCUGGAAGAAGAAAGGGCAGGUAACAAAAUAGCAGGUAUGACCAUAAAUAACCAGAGAUAUGCAGAUGACGCCACACUCAUAGCUGAAAAUGCUGAAGAUCUAGAAAAGCUAAUAAAAAGGGUAAAGACACACAGUGCCCAAACUGGUUUAUAUCUGAAUAUUAAAAAAACAAAGGUUAUGACAACAGAUAAUGUAGACGAGUUUAAGGCAGAUGGGGAAAAGGUAGAAGUUGUGCAAUCCUUUAAUUUUCUCGGAAGUCACAUUUUUAAGAAUGGAGAAACAUCAGAAGAAAUCAAACGCAGACUUAGCAUGGCUAGAACAGCACGCUGUAUGGAUGUGAAAGUUGAACAAUCAAAAAGCAAGAUAGGAGACGGAUUGAUGCUUUCGAACUGUGGUGCUGGAGGAGAGUGUUAA
Penaeus indicus is the source of this 492-nucleotide messenger RNA. RefSeq lists its product as uncharacterized. The record is from RefSeq and is a predicted model, not a curated record. Lineage: Eukaryota; Metazoa; Arthropoda; Malacostraca; Decapoda; Penaeidae. The coding region runs from base 1 to 492 and encodes 163 amino acids. The transcript has 2 exons.